AUGACUGGCACAAGAACAAUUAGCCGCUUUAUGUCUAACCAGACUUGGAAUUUUACUCCCAUCUCUGUAUCUCGCAUUGGUUCUCAUUCAUUGAAUCAACUGAGAAUGAGUUCUACUGCAACGGCCGCGGUAUCAGAAGCUGAAACCGCCGCAGCUCAAAAAAGUUACCAAAUCAUCCAAGACAGUGGCAAUUUCGACGAAACGCAAGCCAGGCGACCAGACUUUGAUCAUUCUAAGCCCAUUGAAGUGACAAAAUCCCCAAAUCCCAACUGGGAGUAUGGGCAAGGUGUACCCAACAAUCGAGCCAAUCUAGCGGAAAAACAUCAUGAAAUCGACCCCUACGCCUCAGAUCGGCCGAUGAUAAAUAACUACCGUCUCCUUGUUUCGGGGAUUGCGCCUCGACCGGUGGGAUUCCUCAGUACCAUGAAUUCCAAGGGUGAAAAGAACCUUUCCCCAUUCAGUUACUUCCAAGUUAUCGACCACGAUCCCCCGAUGUUCAUUGUGGGAUUCUCGUCUCGACCCAGCCGGGUCAAAGACACAUACCGUAACCUCCGAGAGACCGGGGAGUGUGUGAUCAACACAGUGUCGGAGAACAUGAUCGAGGCAGUGAACGCGACCUCUAUUGAUGCUCCGUAUGGCGUGUCAGAGUGGGAUGUAUCCGGUCUGCAUGAGGCGCCAUCGACUACCGUGAAGCCCUCCCGCGUCGCUGAAUCGGUGUUCAACAUUGAGGGCAAAGUGAUUGAUAUCAAGGAGUUCACGGAUCACCAACAGCCUGGGAUGAGUCUCGCUGCUACGGUGCUCAUCAAAGCUACCCGGUUCUGGGUCAAGGAGGGCACUGCCAAUGAGGAUUAUAGUCAUAUUGACUUGGAGAAGUUGCGGCCGGUCGGUCAACUUGGGGGCAUCUCUUAUGGUCGAAUUGGGUCGACUUUUGAGCAACCGCGCAAGAGGUGGAGUGAGGAGGUGGGUAAGAGUGAGACCUUGGCUAAGCUGGAUACUGCUAGACCUGUUUGA
Penicillium verrucosum is the source of this 1011-nucleotide messenger RNA. RefSeq names its product flavin reductase family protein. The record is from RefSeq and is a predicted model, not a curated record. Lineage: Eukaryota; Fungi; Ascomycota; Eurotiomycetes; Eurotiales; Aspergillaceae. The transcript is spliced from 2 exons. Bases 1 to 1011 code for a protein of 336 amino acids. Gene Ontology annotation, molecular function: FMN binding.